AUUCCAUUUGUGCAAAACAAAUCUAAGCUUAAUCUUUACAGUGAGAUUAACAGAAAUGGCAAGCGCGACUGCUGGACAGGUUAUAACCUGCAAAGCUGCCGUGGCAUGGGCGGCAGGGGAGCCCCUGAAGAUAGAAAAAGUUGAAGUUGCACCUCCACAGGCCAAUGAAGUCAGGAUCAAAAUCCAUUACACUUCUUUGUGUGGCUCAGACUUUUCUUUCUGGCUAGCGAAGGGCCAAACCCCUGUGUUUCCGCGCAUAUUUGGACAUGAAGCAGCUGGAGUGGUAGAAAGUGUGGGGGAAGGAGUAACAGAUCUCAAGGAGGGAGACCAUGUACUGCCUGUGUUUACAGGAGAGUGUGGCAAAUGCAGGCACUGCAAAUCAGAAGAGAGCAAUCUGUGUGACUUUCUAAGGGUUAACCCGGACAGCGGAGUUAUGAUUAGUGAUGGCAAGUCGAGGUUCUCCAUCAGAGGACAACCCAUUUAUCACUUCACGGGGACAUCCACAUUCAGUGAAUACACCGUUAUACACGCUGGCUGUGUUGCCAAAAUAAAUCCUGCAGCUCCUCUUGACAAAGUCUGUAUUCUAAGCUGUGGUGUCUCCACAGGGAUGGGUGCUACAUUAAAUGUGGCCAAACCAAGGAAGGGAUCCACCGUAGCAAUAUUUGGUCUUGGAGGAGUUGGGCUUGCGGCUGCUGAAGGAGCAAGAAUUGCUGGGGCUUCCCGAAUUAUAGGCAUUGAUAUAAAUCCUGGAAGAUUUGAGAAAGCAAAGCAAUUCGGAGUAACUGAAUGUAUAAACCCAAAAGAUCACCAGAAACCUGUUGAACAGGUGAUUGCUGAAAGAACUAAUGGUGGUGUAGACUACAGUAUCGAGUGCACUGGGAGUCAAUCGAUUCAAGCAUUCGAAUGUUGUCACGACGGGUGGGGUGUGACAGUUUUAGUGGGAGUGCCUCGUUCCGAUGCAGUAUUCUCCACCAGUCCUGUGAGUUUCCUGAAUGAAAAAACACUAAAAGGAACCCUUUUUGGGAACUAUAAGCCCAAAUCGGAUCUUCCAGGUUUGGUGGAAAAAUACUUGAACAAGGAGAUUGAAUUGGAAAAGUUCAUCACGCACGAAGUAGAAUUUGCAGAUAUCAACAGGGCAUUUGAGUUGAUGAUGGGAGGAGAGAGCCUGAGAUGCAUAAUCAAGGUGAAUGCUUAGAGAGUGGAGAAGUCUCUAGGAUUUUGGAGGUUUUGGUUUACAAAAGAUCGUUCAACUGGCAGAAAGAUAAAGAGCGUCGAUGUUCAAGUGUUUUGGUUUUUUUUGUUGUCGUUGUUUUGGUUGAAUAUAUAGAACUUAUGCUA
Cryptomeria japonica (Japanese cedar) is the source of this 1338-nucleotide messenger RNA. RefSeq names its product alcohol dehydrogenase. Gene Ontology annotation, biological process: formaldehyde catabolic process. Gene Ontology annotation, molecular function: zinc ion binding; S-(hydroxymethyl)glutathione dehydrogenase [NAD(P)+] activity. The transcript has 10 exons. The record is from RefSeq and is a predicted model, not a curated record. Gene Ontology annotation, cellular component: cytosol. The coding region runs from base 56 to 1195 and encodes 379 amino acids. Lineage: Eukaryota; Viridiplantae; Streptophyta; Pinopsida; Cupressales; Cupressaceae.